Syzygium oleosum is the source of this 2216-nucleotide messenger RNA. RefSeq lists its product as uncharacterized. Lineage: Eukaryota; Viridiplantae; Streptophyta; Magnoliopsida; Myrtales; Myrtaceae. The transcript has 13 exons. Gene Ontology annotation, cellular component: membrane. Bases 193 to 1833 code for a protein of 546 amino acids. The record is from RefSeq and is a predicted model, not a curated record. Gene Ontology annotation, molecular function: ceramide glucosyltransferase activity. Gene Ontology annotation, biological process: glucosylceramide biosynthetic process.
GGCGAUCUGAGACCCCCGAUCGGGCUGCUGCCGAGGAGAGCGGGGGAGUCGGAGCCGUUCGUUCGUUCGUUCCUAAGGCUUUCCUUCUGGUUCUCUCUCUCUCUCUCUCUCUCUCUCUCUCUCUCCUGCAGUCGCCGAAUCGAAAGCGCGAGCGUGGGGGAGGAGGAGGGAGGGCGAGCGACGGGAGGCGUAAUGGCGGCAUUCGACUCGCUGGAUUCGCUCCUGUUCUCGCUCAGCCGGGCGUUCUGCAGUCCUCUCGCCGUCUUCGUCCAGAUCCAGGGAUGUUUUAUAUGCCUAGUUCUAGCUCUUGGGUGGGCUUGUGCUGCAUAUGUCAGGAAUAGAGAGAUCAAGCGGAUGAAAGACAGUAGCAGACGUGGCAAUAGUUUUGCAUUUCUUUCUCUUGAUAUUAAUGACCUGGAGCACUCCAAGCAGGUCAAUCUGCCCAGAGUGUCUGUUGUGAUGCCGUUGAAGGGUUUCGGUGAGCACAAUCUGCACAAUUGGAGAAGUCAGAUCACAUCUCUCUAUGGAGGUCCUCUAGAAUUUCUUUUUCUGGUGGAAAGCACAGAAGAUCCUGCUUAUCAUGCUGCAUCUUUGUUGAUAUCAGAAUAUAAGGAUGAUGUUGAGGCUAAGAUUAUCGUGGCCGGUCUGUCAACAACUUGUAGUCAGAAGAUCCACAACCAGUUGGUAGGAGUUGAAAAAAUGCACAAAGACACCAAAUAUGUUUUGUUUCUGGAUGAUGAUGUUAGGCUGCAUCCUGGAUCCAUUGGAGCACUCACUGCUGAGAUGGAAAAGAGACCUGAGAUAUUUAUUCAAACUGGAUAUCCACUUGAUUUGCCAUCUGGAAGUCUGGGGAGUUACUGCAUUUAUGAGUAUCAUAUGCCUUGCUCGAUGGGCUUUGCUACUGGUGGAAAAACCUUCUUUUUGUGGGGAGGGUGUAUGAUGGUAAGGAUCCAUUCCCAGUUUCUACAAGAGUUUUGUCUUUUGCAACUCGUCCUUUCUUAUUCAUUUACAUUUGUCUUUCAGAUGCAUGCUGAUGACUUCAGAUAUGACCGACAUGGAGUCGUUUCAGGGCUUCGAGAUGGUGGAUACUCUGACGAUAUGACACUCGCAGCUAUUGCUGGGGCUCAUAAGAGGCUUAUUUCAUCUCCUCCUGUUGCUGUUUUUCCUCAUCCAUUGGCCAGUGAUCUUAGUUUUUCUAGGUACUGGAAUUACUUAAGGAAGCAGACUUUUGUUCUGGAAUCAUACACGACACAAGUCAAUUGGAUAAUGAAUCGCGCAUUAUUUACUUCUCACUGCUAUCUAUCUUGGGGAUUUGUCGCACCAUAUGUUAUGGCCUCAGUUCAUGUAACAGCAGCACUACGAGCUAACAUCAAAGGUUACUCAUUUGAGGAAACUAACUUAACUCAUGUUGGUUUAUUAAUGGUGGCUUGCUUGGUUAUGUGCACUGCUACCGAACUCCUUUCAAUGUGGAACUUGACGAGAAUCGAAGUUGAGCUCUGCAACAUGCUAUCCCCCGAGGCACCUCAACUUUCCCUUGCUUCGUAUAACUGGGUCCUUGUAUUUAUAGCGAUGCUAGUAGAUAACUUCUUGUACACUAUCAGUGCGGUUCGUUCUCAUUUCUCUCAAUCUAUCAACUGGUCUGGCAUCCGUUACCACUUGAAAGAUGGAAAGAUCAGCAAGAUCGACAGGAGUAAGGAUCUUGGCCCGAAAUUCACAGAUUUGGGAGGAAAGAACUUGUAUGGCAGAAAAGGAUCACCGCCUAAAAACAUAUUUAUCAGCUCGCUCGCAAGAAGUUUGGCGCAAUGGCGUCAGCCCAAGAAGUAUGAUAUCUAGCAGAAAAAGAAAAAGGGAAAAAAAGGAAUUCGCGUUUGUUCCUCCAAUUUUUGGAUCAUAUGCGGUAAGAAUUAAGGGCUUCGGGUGACGCCACCGGUGGAAUCUUUGAUCCUCUCGAAAUUGCUCGGCCUAUUAAAUUUAUCAUUGUUUGAUUUUAGCAAAUCUAAGAAUGUCAUUCAAAUUUAUUUUUUCUUUUCAAUCGUUUCCCACCAUGGCCGAUUUAUUCUUUAGUUUCAGCCCUUUCUGCUUUCCGGCUGAUCCUGUAAGGUCGUUCAUUUUGUUGUGUAAUUUAUGUGUUUAGUCCAGUGAUAGCUCAGUGGGUCAAAGUGUUGUAGAUCUCCAAGUUUUUUCAUCUUCUGAAUUAGAAAAGCCUGUCUGAUUUU